Messenger RNA from Fusarium fujikuroi IMI 58289, 429 nucleotides. RefSeq lists its product as uncharacterized. The coding region runs from base 1 to 429 and encodes 142 amino acids. The record is from RefSeq and is a predicted model, not a curated record. NCBI's taxonomy places the organism in Eukaryota, Fungi, Ascomycota, Sordariomycetes, Hypocreales, Nectriaceae. The transcript is spliced from 2 exons.
AUGAUAAAUGACACGCAGACUGAUAUUGAAAACCCCGGCUUCUUCAGCAUCGACUAUCUUUUCUACGGUAGCAAAAUCGAUGAAGUCGCCUGUUGUCCAGGCUCACCGCUUCCCUUAACCGCAAAAGCCCUCGAUAAGAGCGACACGUAUCCGAACAUAUGGACAAAAGCAGACUCCCUGGCAAAAGCGGCUUAUUCCACAAUACUCGUUGAUCUUGGCCAGAAAGCAGCCCCCAAACCCAACAUUCUCAGCGAUACUAAGUUGCUGACGCGAUACACGGAAAACUUCUCAACAGCCCGCAUGGCGAAUCUGAGAUCAGGUCCCGCGAACGACAGCUACAGCACAUUAAAGGAAACGACGGGUAGCUUGGGCAUUACACCGUCUGUCUUCGCUGCAACGCUGAUGGCAGCUUUACAAGAUUUCAGCUGA